CUGCGACAACGAGGCCUAUUCUUGACAGCGAGCUCACAACAUUUAAUCGAAACACUUGUCUCAGCUACAGCUUGGGGAACGAGACGUCGACUGCCCAGUCGACGCUAGAAUUGCAACCUCUACCACCAUCUCUGAUCAGAACUUUACCAGAGUCACUAUGUCGGUAACUAAGACUUAUCAACGUACGCUAUGUCUCUGCGGCAACCAACGCUUCGAGGCCGAGGACUGGUGCCCCGAAUGUGUGGCUACUAGCCGAAGAUCACACCCAAAGUCCAGUCCGAUCGAUAUGACGAGAAAACAGUACUUUCUCGCUCCUCCACCGAGCACUCCAACUUCGCCUGGGGGCAUGAAGGCGAACAACACCCCCAUUACGCAUACGAGCCUCUCACGACCAUUUCUUGCGAGUGAGCCUUUGACGAACGCAAUGUCUUACGAGGAUAAUCUGCCCAGCAUGUUUCCUUCAACAACGUAUCGACUACCGGAUCAAACACGCACGACAUCGGACGGAGGACGAUCACUCCAGCCUAUUUCGCCAACGUCACCGCCAGCAAUCAUGGCGAUUUCCAAAUCUCCGCGAGCUGCUACACCCGAGAUGAGAUCACCAAACCUCGGAGGCUACGCUCCAAUGGCGGCUGGCUUUGCACGAUUAGGUCGCAACAGUCAAAGCAAUUCCAUGACUGAUAUGACAAAAUUGCGACGACCUGUGAGUGCUCGGCCGUCUCUGGACUUGGAAGCUAGAAUGUUUUCUGGUCCGGCGUGACGGCGGAAGCAGCUCUCUCGAUAUCAUCAUUUCCCCAAGUCUGGAUAGACGAGGAACCAGCAGAAGUCCUACACCUCGUAUUGUGGUUCGCUUCAAUUCAUGCGACCCAGCGGCUAGGCGUGGACUUCCGAUACAGUAAAUCUCCCGGAUCGAUUACUUCCUACCCAAGGCCAGAUACGAGCAGUAGCAGGAUGCACAAACGGGCCUGUGGACUUCGUACCUGUAUAGUGCGUUUCAGCAAGGCGUUCGGUACUUCAGUUUUUUUGGGCAGCCGGUCGAGAGGUUGAAAUUGAAGGCAUGAAAUGACCUUACAUGGGGCACAAGUUUCCUCCAGGUCACACAGUAAGGUGGUGGGGAUGGUACUUUUGCCAUUUUGAAGAACCGGUCGAAGCAUUUGGCAUCGCUGAGGUUGAAGAGAGGCGCAUUGGAAAUUUUCUCUUGACGAAUCAAAGAUUUGUAGUUUCAAUGAUGAAGACCACGAAACCCG
Pseudocercospora fijiensis CIRAD86 is the source of this 1247-nucleotide messenger RNA. RefSeq lists its product as uncharacterized. The transcript has a single exon. The coding region runs from base 158 to 760 and encodes 200 amino acids. The record is from RefSeq and is a predicted model, not a curated record. Lineage: Eukaryota; Fungi; Ascomycota; Dothideomycetes; Mycosphaerellales; Mycosphaerellaceae.